Molecule: messenger RNA, 3000 nt
Organism: Diabrotica balteata
Lineage: Eukaryota; Metazoa; Arthropoda; Insecta; Coleoptera; Chrysomelidae
Source: the annotation of a GenBank genome assembly
AUGAUUAUACUUUUUCAUCAGAUUAAUUUACUAGUUAUACGUUUUUUAAGGACUCGAAAUGAGUCUAAGAGCAAUAUGAACAAAAAAGUUCUACCUGUAAAUAAUCAACAGGAAGAUUCUGAGAAUUCCUUGAGGUUUCGGCCUCCAGUUUACAGACAGCGAUAUGGAGAAGUGUUUAAAACUCUUAUAGAUAGUAGAUGGAGGACUAAAAUUAACACAUUAUGUGAUUUUGGUUGUGCGGAAUUUGGAAUCUUCACUUUUUUAAAACAGUUAAAUAGACUGAACCAUAUAAUAUUUGUUGAUAUUGAUGAAGAUACUUUAAUGUUUUAUAAAUCUAAAGUAUAUCCUUUAACUAUCGAAUAUUUAAGUAGACGAGAAGAAGCCUUAAACGUUAGUGUUUUUAAGGGUAGUGUAGGUGAUCCAGAUUAUCAUCUGCUAAAUGUGGAUGUGGUAACUGCCAUAGAGCUUGUUGAACAUCUCUACCCAGAUACCUUAGAUGCCUUUGCUUAUAACAUAUUUAGUUACAUGGAACCAAAGAUAGUGAUGAUAACAACACCAAAUGCAGAUUUUAAUGUACUGUUUGGAUGGGAGGACAAAAUAUUUAGACACUAUGAUCAUAAAUUUGAAUGGACAAGGCAGCAAUUUCAAGAUUGGUCAAACAACAUCAUUGUUCGUUUUCCUGACUAUACAGUGUAUUUUACUGAUAUAGGAGAAGGACCUGCAGGGACCCAAGCCUUAGGAGCAUGUAGUCAAAUGGCAACUUUCAUUAGAAAAGAUUUAUGCAACGAAAGCUAUAUUUUACAAAAAUACAUGAACCACUGCAUCUGUGAUAAUGAAUCUAUGUGCCAAGAGAACACUGGAACUGGAACUGUGAUGAGCUGUAAAUGUACCUGUAAUUUAUGUUCUCCGAGUUCUUCAUGGGGAAUUUGCACGUAUUAUAGUUUUUCGACACCAGCGACUGAUAGUGAUAGUUUUAAGGAUCCCUCCUAUAAUGUUUUUUAUAAGUUGUUGGACCAAAUCGAAUAUCCAGUCGAUCAAGAUAGUCGAACGGAGAAAGAGAAAAUUCUCGAUGAAUUUAGAUAUAGAAUAAACAUUUUAGGGCACAUGAAUGGGAGAUUCUUCGUUGAAGAGAGAGAUCGAUCUGAAAUACCUAUAAUAGAACUGUUGUAUGGACCCGAAGGAACAAAUAUAACAGAUAUUGAGCUAUGUACGUUGUUAAAGAGUGAUGGUUAUGAAGUCGAGGAUUGCAUAGUCCAAGAAAUAGGUGAAUCCGAAAAAUGUGUUAUUUACACACCAAUAUUGAUGGAUAACUGUUCAACUUCUUCGGAAUCUUCAGAACCAGAAGGUGAUUAUAAUACAUUUAUUACACCUCGAGGAGAUACCGAUUCUGAUUGGGAUGAACCCACAAAGGAGGAAACCACCCAUAAAGAUGUAAAAGCGAAAUUAGGCGAACCUUCGACACUAACAGAAGAAAAUUGUUUAAAUGAAGUCACCAACAAUUCAUUACCAUUGGAAACUCCGCAACAACUACAAGCUGAAAAGUCCCAAAAUAAAUGGGAAGAUCAAGAAGAAACGGAUACAUUUGACGAUACAAUAAGUUCUCGUAUACCAUCCGAUGAAAAUAACAAACUGCAUUUGAAAAAAGCUUUACACUUCGAAACACACUCAUUUUCAAGUGUACCAAACAAUGUAGAUAAUGAAAAAUUGGAUUUUAGAAUUAAUGAAUUAGACAGGUUUCCUGAUAUCAAGUCAACAAAAAAUGCCAUUGGCCGUGUCCUUAAACUCCACCAAAGGAUUCGUAAAAUGUUUUUUAAAGAAAUCGACCCCAUAGCAGGCCCGUCCACUUUUCCUCCACUAAAGAAGAGAAAAAUGAAGAUUCCUACCUCAGACAGUAACUAUGAACCAACCCUAUUAGAAGAUAUGAAAUCUUUGACGAACUGCAUUAUAAAAAAUACUUUGAAUGUACUAAAUGUGGACGAUGACAGGAGUAUUGUAUUUGAUAAUGGUCCAUCGACGUUUACUGGUAAUUGUUUGAUACCAGACAUUGAUGAAAGUCAAAUGCAAUGUCUGGAUGUGAAUGGAAUUACUGAUUCUCUCAUUGAUGUUAGAGGAAAUGCAAAUAUCAAUGGUAUUUCUCCCAGCAAAUUUAUCAUAGAAAACAACAUAAUUAACUUAAAUCUUCAAGUGCCGUUAAAACCCUCAACAACUUCUCAGCCAAUACCGUCUUUAGUAUCUUCGGUAAUAUCAACGUCUGAUGAAUUUGCUGACAGUCGAGAAGAAAGAGCACGUUCAGAAGACAAUGUUAUCGAUAUAAAUGAUUCGGACGGUAUUUCUCACUGCGACUGUGACGAAUAUUAUGAAGAUGCAGUAAGUGAAGGAAGUAUGACAAAUUCGGUAGAACAAUCAAGCACAGAGGCAGUUGCAGAUCCGAAUUCCACAAUAGACCUAACAGCAUUCGACACCGAUGUUUCGAUUCCUGAAGAAAAUGCACAACAUCCAGAAAACUCAAUGGGUACGAAUUACUUGAGUUUUGAUGAUUUAAUCGUUGUUGUUCCUCUUCUUCUAGAUCCGUUGGAAACGCUUGAUUUGGGGCAGAAUACGAAUGGUUUUCCCAAUUGGAUGCUUGAAAUUCUAAACAACCAAGUAAGAGAAGACAAUUUGAUACCUACAAACGAUUUAGACGAACCACAUUUUUAUUGCCAAGGAGACGGAUUAGGUGUUCACUCAUCUCUACUUUCGGUAGAAGUGGACGAGGGAGAAGAAGCUUCGUCUGAAUCAAGCGAUGAAUCUGGAGAUUACGCCGAAGUAGACCCAGCUAUAUCGUCCAUGGAUAUGAGUUCACUUCCAGAAGAUUCGCAAGGACUUUCUACUGACAACCAAGACUCUUUAGAAGAAGAAACUGACAACAGAGUUGCUGCUAAUAAUCCUCCAACAAGAUCGCAAAACGAGACCGAAACAAUAGAUUCCGUAUCUACCAAUUCACAUUUAGAAAAUGAAUAA